Molecule: messenger RNA, 690 nt
Organism: Acanthocheilonema viteae
Lineage: Eukaryota; Metazoa; Nematoda; Chromadorea; Rhabditida; Onchocercidae
Source: the annotation of a GenBank genome assembly
AUGGGCUCCUCUAAUGGCAAUAGUGGUAUUUCGAAAAGAAAACAGAUAACACGAGGUCGGAAGCGUGAUGAUCUGCCUUCUCUUGGUAUUGUCGCAAGACGAGCGGCUUCUCGAUUUAGCAUAUCACGGCAAAACAAGAAUGUUUCACUCAGCGGGAGACGGGUCGGUAUGAAUACGCUAAUCAACAAAUAUGCCAAUCGAAGAACAUCUUUUUUUAAAUCGACUCGUCCACAAAAAGCAACAAGUCAAAAGGCUGGAUUACGAUGUCAUGAUGCAUUAUGGGAUAAGUGUGAACGUCUAUUUCGAACAGGCGAUAUAGUUUCAGUGACUGAUAAGGAUAACGGUUUGUGUUACUUUGCACAAAUUCGAGCUCUAUUAUGUGACCAAUUUGGUGAACGCUUUUCUGCUCUCACUUGGUUAGUUCCUACUGAAUCAGCCGAUGAAGCUCAUCAAUUCGAUGCGGAAAAUUUUGUGCACGCAUUGUCCGACUCAGUGAUAUACCCCUUAGAGGCUUGUACAUUUGUGCAACACAUACCGUUGCUUCCGGGUUAUUUUCAUGAUUGGAAACCGCGGUCGUUAGUGGAAAAGAAAUUACACGAACAACUGGAGGAAAGAGUUCGUUCUAUAAAUACAAUAUCAAGUAAACUAAUUGCAUUUGAUGAAAAAAUUCCACCCUCUAAACCGCAAUGA